AAGUACCGGCGGGGGCGGGGCUGGGUGUGGCGGGGCGGGCCCGGCGCGGGGCGGGCCGGGAUCGCGCUGCCAUGGCGCUGAACCUCAGCAAGAACGGGCGGGCGCUGCAGGAGGCCUAUGGGCGGGUGGUGGCGGCGGGGAGCCCCACCGACUGGGCCCUGUUCACCUACGAAGGCAACAGCAACGACCUGCGUGUGGCUGGUUCCGGAGAUGGCGGCCUGGAGGAGAUGGUGGAGGAGCUCAACAGCGGGAAGGUGAUGUACGCCUUCUGCCGCGUGAAGGACCCCAACUCCGGCCUCCCCAAAUACGUCCUCGUCAACUGGACGGGCGAAGGUGUGAACGACGUGAGGAAAGGGGCCUGUGCGAACCACGUCAGCACCGUAGCAAACUUCCUCAAGGGCGCCCACGUCACCAUCAACGCUCGCGCCGAGGAGGACGUGGAGCCAGAACUCAUCAUGGAGAAGGUGGCCAAAGCCUCCGGGGCCAACUACAACUUCCACAAGGAGAGCAGCAAGUUCCAGGACUCGGGGCCUCAAGCCCCCGUGGGCUCUGUCUACCAGAAGACAAACGCGAUGUCGGAAAUCAAGAGGGUCAACAAAGAUAAUUUCUGGGCCAAAGCCGAGAAAGAUGAAGAAAACCGGCGGCUGGAGGAGAAGAGGCGGGCGGAGGAGGAGCGGCAGCGGCUGGAGCGGGAGCGGCGGGAGCGGGAGCUGCAGGAGGCCGCGGGGCGAGAGCAGCGCUACAAAGCGAGAUCCAACGAGAUCGAAGCCCAGAAGAGACUCCAGCAGCAGCAAGAGGCUGAGAACAGGGACAAGGAGCAGCAGCAAUGGCCCCCCGGAGCCGCAGCUGCCCCCCCUGUGCCGCAGAAGGAGCAGGCGGAGCCCCGGCAGCCCAAAGGCUUCAAGCGCAGCGAGUCGGUGGAGAAAGCCCAGGAGGCCGCCUCGCUCGUCGCCCAGAGGCCCGUGAACCCCCGCGACAUCUUCAAGCAGAGGGAGAAGUCAGCGCCGGCGGACGCAGUGACGCCUUCGCAACCAGGCAAACUCCGCAGCCCUUUCCUGCAGAAGGAGCUGAACGCCGCGCCGGGUCCUGCCGCUCCCGUCUCUCCCACCCGGGACGUCCCCCCCGCGUCCUUCGCCCCGUCCUCGGCCUGGGGGACACCCGCACCCUCCGGGGCACCCGCGGCAGGACAAGACUCGGGGUACAAUUCCAGCGUCCCCACGUCCCACGCGGAGGAGGCGAAUCUGUACGAGGAGCCGCCGGACGCCUCGGCCAUCUAUGAAGAGCCACCUCAGGAACAAGUCGGCGAUGCCAAGUACGACUAUUCGGGGGGGUACCAGGCGGAGCUGGCGGGGAAGGGGCUGUGUGCCCGGGCGCUCUACGACUACCAGGCUGCCGACGACACCGAGAUCUCGUUCGACCCGGAGAACAUCAUCACCAACAUCGAGAUGAUCGACGAGGGCUGGUGGCGCGGCUACGGGCCCGACGGCCACUUCGGCAUGUUCCCCGCUAAUUAUGUGGAACUGAUUGAGUAAUUAGGGGGCCACGGCCACUCUGUCCCCACCCCGGGUAGCACUUGGCUCCAGCCUGAUGCUUCCGAACGAUCUGUGGCUUGGAUUUGAGCUUUUCUUUAUCUUUUUUGUGUUCUCUCCAAGUGAAGUGCCAUUGCCUGCCCCCCCCAGCACCCCCCCUGGUGCUGCCCCCCAACUCCCUCCCACCCUCCUGGGGGGGACGAAGGCUCCAUCUCCUCCCUCCAAUGCUCUCGCAGGGCUGAAGGAGGGGGUGACAGAUCCCUUAUGGGGGGGACAUUUUCAGGGAACAAGUUGCCUCUUCCCCUCCCACCCCGCGGCUUCAGAAUUGGGGCGGUUUUCCCCAUUUUGGUUCACUCACCCCAUUAAUCUGGACUUGGAGAGCCCAAACAUGGCUCCGCAGCGUUGUCACCACCGAGCUGCCACCGGUGUCCCCUCCAAGGGGUUUUUCUGCCUUUCCCGCCCCCCCCAGCCCCUGUUUGGGGGGAUUUAAAUGAUGCGACUGAGCUCCCCGGCGGGGGAGCCCCAUCCAGGCCAAAGCGGGGGGGUUUGGGGUUAGUUUUUUAGCAAAAACCUGUGAGUGUGGGAUCUGCCCCCCCUGCCCCUCACCCCAAAUUCACUGUGAACAAGGAAGAGCCCAACCCGCCCCCCUUGUGUCCCCCCUGUUGAUUUUUCCCCUGGUGUUGCUGUAGAAUUAGCUGGAGGGGUUGGGUUUUGGGGGUCCCACCCCUCAUGUGGGCGCUGGGGGAUGCAGCAGCUCCUCCAAGCCCCUUCCCUGGGGUCCCCUGAGCCCCGUCCCCCCCCCAAUGACAAUAAAAGGGCUUUUCUUUGGUGA
Columba livia (rock pigeon) is the source of this 2361-nucleotide messenger RNA. It is a transcript of the gene DBNL, whose product is annotated as drebrin like. Gene Ontology annotation, biological process: positive regulation of axon extension; postsynaptic actin cytoskeleton organization; neuron projection morphogenesis. Gene Ontology annotation, cellular component: site of polarized growth; dendrite; lamellipodium. The coding region runs from base 72 to 1532 and encodes 486 amino acids. NCBI's taxonomy places the organism in Eukaryota, Metazoa, Chordata, Aves, Columbiformes, Columbidae. Gene Ontology annotation, molecular function: actin filament binding. The transcript is spliced from 14 exons. The record is from RefSeq and is a predicted model, not a curated record.